AUGUUUUCUUUAUUCUUUCUCCAUCUCAAAGGAUUUGAACAGUCUGCCGACUUAAUUCCACCAUUUUAUCCUAACUCUAACAAUCAAAUCGGUUAUUGGAACAUCGGUGGUGCUGCAAUUAUCGAAGAAGGAAAAAUUAUUCUUGCGCCGCCAAUACAAUACAGAAAAGGAUCCGCGUGGAGUUCUUUACCACUCCCAUAUGGUGAUUGGCAAAUUACUUUUGAUCUCAAAAUUAGUCAAGGAAAUGGUGGAGGCGGAUUUGCGAUUCCUAUCAUAACAACGCACAGUUCUGAUGGUCCAUUUUAUGGAAUAUCCGAUAAAUUUAGCGGAAUUGUAUUAGUUGGUGCUGUUUUUGCUGAUAACGAAGGAAAUCCUACUGUACAUUAUAAUAUUUAUCAAUCUGAUGGCUCAAAAACAUUUAAAGUAAUGCAAGAUAUUGAUCCUUGUCUCAAAUCAAUACCACUCGAUAACGAAAAUUUCAAAGUUACGCUUUCAAUUUUCAAUAAAACAAUAAAUGCAACACAUACAGAUUCAAAAGGCCAAAAAACAUUAAUAACAGAUGCACCUAUUACAAUUGAUAUAUCGAAAUGCUGGAUUGGCAUCUCAGCAAUGUGUGAUGAUUAUACUUCUAAAAUAGAGAUGUUCAAUGCCACAUUUAACACAGAUGACAUGAUUAGCAAUCGAAGGAAGCAAGCCUGGACAUUCCAAGGAAUGCCAUAUUCAACAUCUUCAACAGUUCAACCAGAAAAGAUAGAAAAACUACGAAAUCCAUCAUUCUUUAUAAUGCGGAAUGAACUCAAAACAUACGAAACUACGAAAGGCGACCUCAAAGCCGCAAACAAAACAAUUGAAGAUUAUCUCAAAAUUACAUCAGAGUUUGCAGAAGUUAUUGACGAAGUUGCAACAUAUGGACAGCUCAAUGACUUCAUUACCAAUACUUUGGUGCCUUAUACUGAUUCCUGGCACCAAAGAACAUUUAAGAUCAUGGACGCAGUGGCCAAAGCGAACAAAAUUAUGUCGGCGUCACUUAACGAGACACAAGCACUAUUUUAUUCGUUCAACCAAACAGUUAAUUUGUCAUUAACAAAAGCAAGGACAAAAAUUUCUUCAAUUAAGGAUAUUUUGAUUGAGGAAUCAGAAGUACAGCUCCUUGACCAAAUAAUGACAGUCAAAAAGUCUGUUUCUCCAAUUGUAAAUUACUUGAUUUAUAUUAGUACGGCAGAAGUCAUCGGAUUGCUUGUAUUUGGCUUCAUUCAAUGUACCCCUUGGUUCAAGCAUAGAUAUAUGUAA
Trichomonas vaginalis G3 is the source of this 1290-nucleotide messenger RNA. RefSeq names its product lectin, mannose-binding, 1 family. Gene Ontology annotation, biological process: endoplasmic reticulum to Golgi vesicle-mediated transport; endoplasmic reticulum organization; Golgi organization. NCBI's taxonomy places the organism in Eukaryota, Parabasalia, Trichomonadida, Trichomonadidae. Bases 1 to 1290 code for a protein of 429 amino acids. The transcript has a single exon. Gene Ontology annotation, cellular component: Golgi membrane; COPII-coated ER to Golgi transport vesicle; endoplasmic reticulum membrane. The record is from RefSeq and is a predicted model, not a curated record. Gene Ontology annotation, molecular function: D-mannose binding.